This is a messenger RNA of Helicoverpa zea (corn earworm), 2712 nucleotides long. RefSeq names its product ribose-phosphate pyrophosphokinase 2 (gene Prps). Gene Ontology annotation, molecular function: magnesium ion binding; ribose phosphate diphosphokinase activity. Gene Ontology annotation, cellular component: ribose phosphate diphosphokinase complex; cytoplasm. Bases 231 to 1259 code for a protein of 342 amino acids. The record is from RefSeq and is a predicted model, not a curated record. The transcript has a single exon. Gene Ontology annotation, biological process: 5-phosphoribose 1-diphosphate biosynthetic process; purine nucleotide biosynthetic process; ribonucleoside monophosphate biosynthetic process. NCBI's taxonomy places the organism in Eukaryota, Metazoa, Arthropoda, Insecta, Lepidoptera, Noctuidae.
UCUUGACAGGUCAAAUCAAUUUUAGUAAAAUAAAAAACGUGCGAGUUGAGACGAGGCGAACGCGUGAACUGUGGUCAAGUGCGGUGCGUAUUUACAGCACGGCGCUGCGGGUCCCCACGUUGCCGCUGAUGUCUCUUAUCGGUAAUUAGACUCACAUAAAUAGUUCAUCUUGUUAUUCCCGUCGCAUAUAUCGCGAGUGACGGUCGAGAGGUCGUAUCGGGACUGUGCUGAUGAAAUCAACCGUAACUAUACAAGAAGUAGUAAAUAAAUUAGAUCACCUAUCCUUACCACUAACAACCAGAAUGCCGAACAUCAAAGUGUUUAGCGGGAGUUCCCACCCCGACCUGGCCCAGAAGAUCGUCGAUCGUUUGGGCAUCGAUUUGGGAAAAGUUGUAACCAAGAAGUUUAGCAACAUGGAAACAUGCGUGGAAAUAGGUGAAUCUGUACGUGGCGAGGAUGUUUACAUUGUGCAGAGUGGUAGCGGCGAAAUAAACGACAAUCUGAUGGAAUUGCUGAUCAUGAUUAACGCGUGCAAGAUUGCGUCCGCGUCUCGAGUGACAGCCGUGAUCCCGUGCUUCCCUUACGCGCGACAAGACAAGAAAGACAAGAGCAGAGCGCCGAUCACCGCAAAACUGGUCGCGAACAUCUUGUCCGUGUCUGGCGCCGACCACAUCAUCACAAUGGACCUCCAUGCGUCGCAAAUCCAAGGAUUUUUCGACAUUCCAGUGGAUAACCUCUUUGCUGAGCCUGCUGUCCUGAAAUGGAUCAAAGAGAACAUUCCUGACUGGAAGACCAGUAUUGUGGUGUCCCCAGAUGCUGGAGGAGCCAAGAGAGUGACAUCUAUUGCUGACAGGUUGAAUGUUGAGUUUGCCCUGAUUCACAAGGAGAGGAAAAAGGCGAAUGAAGUAGCAUCUAUGGUGCUGGUUGGUGAUGUGAAGGACAGAACCGCUAUCCUAGUUGAUGACAUGGCAGACACUUGUGGAACUAUCUGUCAUGCUGCAGAGAAGUUGAUAGAAGCGGGAGCUAUUAAAGUGUAUGCCAUCCUUACUCAUGGUAUUUUCUCUGGACCAGCGAUCUCAAGGAUCAACAAUGCCUGUUUAGAAGCUGUUGUUGUCACAAACACAAUCCCACAGGAGAGGCACAUGCAGGAAUGUCCCAAAAUUCAGUGUAUUGAUGUGUCCAUGAUGUUGGCGGAGGCAGUGAGACGUACACACAACGGCGAGUCUGUCUCCUACCUGUUUUCUAAUGUUCCAUAUUAGUAUAAUUUUCUUUAUUUUACAUGAUAUUUUACUUUAAAUAUAGGUGAGUGUUAUAAUUCAUAACAUAAAAUAAAAUGGAAUGUAACUCGUAAAAUUACUGUUAUAACUGCUUGAGUAAAACUUAGUGUUACAUAUUAUUUGUUAUGAAAAAAAAUAUUAGUUUAAUAUUGAGCUAUGAAAGUGAAGGAGGAUAACUGUUGGAACACCAUUGCCUGUUGUCUAUGCUGUUAGAGAUCAGGCAUAGUGAAGCAAGUAAGUGAUUAAUUUGUUAAGAAGAUUUUAAAUGUAAUGUUUAGUGAAAAUCCUGGUAUUCUGAAACAAAACAGUCUAUUUUAUACAAAAAUGAAUUAAGUUUUUUUUUGCCUAAAAUGUUUAUACACAAACACACUUUAUAAUAUUGUUUGCUGAUUUGGCCUACCCUCUUUUGAAUAUUUACUCACUAUAACCAUGAAAUGUUUUGAAUAACUUGUCUGCCAGAUUUUUCAUUCCAUUUACACCAUGAUCAUAUUUGGAAAUUAGGUCUGCAUUUGUAUAUUUAGGUGUUAACAUCCAUAUUACCUUCUCCUGUGAACCUCACCAUACUGUUCUAUAGACAAAAUCAAUUGUUAGUUUAAAAUAAAAGACAUUUUAGUUGUUAAACAUAUGUCUAUGUAUCUCUAAGUACAGUUAGGAUGUUAAUUCUAUUGUAAUACUUGUGAAUGUAGCAUUUAUAUACUACAUAGUUUUUUUUGUGAAAUACUAGGACAGAACUGGACAUAGACAACUUUUAUGGUGACUUAAAAACUUUUUGUAUAUGGCCUAUUUAGCAAUGCUAUUUUGUCCUUAGACAAUAAAAAUGUAUUACCAGUAUUUAUGGUAUGUACCAUGAAGAUUCUGUAGUGGACAAGAAGGUUAGAUACCUAAAAAUAAUUAAACUUUAAUGAAGACAUUGAUGGCCUUGUCUCAAUUUACGUCAUACAUCAAAGUAGCAUGCAAUAAAUAGCUAAGCAAAAAGUAAAAUGUGCCUAAAAAUACAUAAAUAUGAAUUUAAUUCUUUUGGAUCAAUGUCAAAAUGUAAGAGAAUAGUGCUACCAACAUCCUGCUGUGUAUUUUUAAUGAAUUUUGUUUUUUUUUCUGUUUAGUAUAAGUUGUUUGUGUUACAACUUCCUAGCAAUAAAAUAUAUUAAGUUUUAUCUUUCUUUUCAUAAAAGCCACUACAAUGCUACUGAAAUUAAACCAUGAAUUUAAAAGGAUGAUUAAAAAUUCUAAAUGAAUUAUUGGCUAAUUGUUAUCCGGCGAACAAUUCAAGGCUAUUGUUAUGAUUGGUAUAUAGUAAAUUAGAAGCAAUUUGAUGUAUAAAAAAAACAAUUGCCUCAUAUUGUAUAUUUUUUUCUAAAUUUAUAUAAAAAAGGAAUUAUGUAUAUUUGGUUCUGAUAUCUACGAUUAAGAUAACAAUAAAAAGGAUUUAACUAAA